Trematosphaeria pertusa is the source of this 2067-nucleotide messenger RNA. Its product is annotated as F-box/WD repeat-containing protein pof1. The transcript is spliced from 5 exons. Lineage: Eukaryota; Fungi; Ascomycota; Dothideomycetes; Pleosporales; Trematosphaeriaceae. The coding region runs from base 1 to 2067 and encodes 688 amino acids. Gene Ontology annotation, molecular function: protein binding. The record is from RefSeq and is a predicted model, not a curated record.
AUGGACCACGACGGCUACUUCGGCAGCCCGCCCGACGACCAGCACACGCCGGGCGUGCAAAUGGACUCAGACACCGACAUGGCCGCCUCUGCCUCUGCCUCCUCCUCGAUGCGCCCAGCCAUGUUCUCCUCUCCAACCGCCCACGCCCGGAAGCCGAGCAGGAUGUCGCGCUCAGGAGCACCACGGCCCAUAAUCACGCCCACGAGCCCGCUGACCUCGACGAUUCCUCACAAUCUCCUCCCCUCCGCCCCGGCGUCGCCGCCCACCCCCGCACCCAGUCCCACGCCUACUCAGCGCGUACCCGACUGGAGCACCGCAGCCGAACAUGAAGACUCGCAGAUCAAGAAUACACGGGCAUUGUUCAGUGACAUGAAUAGGGCAGAGCGCUUGCGGCUCCUUGGCGAACUUCUGAACCUCUGCGACAGCCAUGAGCUGAGCUUCGUCGCCGAAUUCGUAAGCCCGAGGCUCAAGAAGGACCCGUUCAUGUUGCUGCCCACAGAGCUCUGUCUCCGGAUACUGGAAUGCGUCGACGACCCCACUACCCUCGCACGAGCGUCCCAAGUAUCCAAGAAGUGGCGGGAAUUGGUCAACGACGACACAGCGUGGCGGUUACUGUGCCAAAAGUACUCGUAUCGCGGGCUAUCGAAAGAAGAAAGGAGCGAAGAGGACGAUCCGGGAGACGAAAUGGAGGACACCAAGCCGCAGUGGUUGGCACCCAGCCGCGCCUCACGAACCGAAGACACUAUGAUGAAAGAGCAGCUUGACAGCAGUUCAUCGGUUGGCGAACCCGAGAACUUGCGCACACGGAGUCUCGAUCGGACCGCGAAGCGGCAACUGUCACAGCGCAGACCGAAGGCCACCACAUACCGCUCACAUUUCAAGCAACGAUAUAUGGUCGAAACCGCAUGGCGGCAGGGAGGCCAUUGCGAUGCCCGUCAGAUAACACCCGACCAAGGCGUCGUUACGAGCCUACACUUGACGAAGAAGUACAUUGUUGUCGCUCUAGACAAUGCUAAGAUCCAUGUCUUCGACACCAACGGCUUUCACCAGAAGACGCUUCAGGGUCAUGUUAUGGGCGUCUGGGCAAUGGUCCCAUGGGGCGACCUGCUUGUCAGCGGUGGAUGCGACCGAGACGUUCGCGUCUGGAAUCUUGCGACUGGCUACCCCCAGUUCACACUCCGCGGGCACACUAGCACUGUGAGGUGUUUGAAGAUGUCGGAUGCGAACACCGCAAUUUCCGGCUCGAGAGACACCACACUCCGGAUUUGGGAUCUCAAAAAGGGUCUUUGCAAGCACGUUCUUAUUGGCCACCAGGCUAGUGUGAGAUGCCUCGAAAUUCAUGGCGAUGUUGUUGUGUCCGGCUCCUAUGACACGACAGCAAAGAUCUGGAGCAUAUCGGAAGGCAAGUGCUUGCGCACGCUCACGGGCCACUUCAGUCAGAUAUAUGCGAUUGCCUUCGAUGGGAAAAAGAUUGCGACGGGCAGCUUGGAUACCAGUGUUAGGAUAUGGGAUCCGACGGACGGAAAAUGCUUGGCCGUGCUACAAGGUCACACUUCUCUUGUAGGCCAAUUGCAGAUGCGCGAAGAUAUCCUCGUCACUGGUGGAUCUGACGGCUCUGUGCGAGUCUGGAGUCUCGUGGAUUAUCAGCCUAUUCACCGAUUGGCCGCCCAUGAUAACAGCGUGACGAGUUUGCAGUUUGAUAACACCCGAAUCGUCAGCGGAGGGUCCGACGGCAGAGUGAAGGUGUGGGAUCUGAAGAAAGGCACCCUGGUCCGUGAGCUCUCAACACCUGCGGAAGCGGUUUGGAGGGUUGUGUUCGAAGAAGAGAAGGCUGUCAUCAUGGCGUCUAGAGGUGGUAGGACAAUCAUGGAGGUAUGGUCGUUCUCGCCUCCAGACGAGGAGUUAGAGUUUGAAGACUACCGAUCGUCGAGCCCGGCAAGCAUGCCCGACCGCUCAGAGCUCGACUACAGCCGUCCGCAAUCCGCCGCCUUACCCUCAUCCUCCUCGGCGCCGCGACCUCAAGAGGACGGCGGCGACGUCACGAUGGCUGAUGCUGCGGAAGCAUAG